This is a messenger RNA of Tuber aestivum (summer truffle), 3113 nucleotides long. The record is from the annotation of a GenBank genome assembly. Lineage: Eukaryota; Fungi; Ascomycota; Pezizomycetes; Pezizales; Tuberaceae.
AUGUCGUCAACAGAAGAAGAACCUCCACCCACCACUUCCGCAGCUUGCAGUAGUGUUAUAGUACCAACUCCGCACCCCGCCUCUGGUCCUACUUUACUUCCAGCACCGGUUGCCUCCCUGGUUUCGCUGAUAUCGAGGUCGACGACUGCCUCUAUUCGGCUGGGGUCGAUUAUCGGUGGGACUGUUCUUGACUCGGCACGGCUCGGGACACUCACGGGGUUGGAGAUUGGGAGAGCUGCUGCGGAAGGAAUUCUGGCUAGGGCAGGGAGGGAUGUCCGGGAUGAUGGGUGGGCUGAUAGAGGCGUAAGUAUCCGCCCUGCUCCAUCCAUGGCAAGCCGGGAGAGUCUAAUUAAUGGCUCGUGGCAGAUAAGCUUCGUCAGAUCAUCGAUAUCACUCACACAACUGUUGCUGUCUGCCGGCUUCGAGAUUGGCUUGACUACACUUACCACUGUUAGCGCCCUUGCAGAAACCUACGUUCUCACCCUUGAUUCCAUAUUCGGAAGCACGGAAAGUUCACGGGCGAUUUCUGCGAUUGUGGCAUUGAUUAAGAAGGAGAUUGAGGAGAAUGAAGCGGGGGAAGGAAAGGUUGGAGUGAGCGAUCUGGUGAUUGGAUUGUCUUGCUUUGCUAUACUACAGAUGAAGACUAGGAGGAGGAGAGAGCUUGAGAUUAAGAUGGACUUGGAAUGGGAUGAGGUGGUCGAAGAUAUUACGGACGCAGUUAGGAGGAAUGAAAACACUGCGAUUGCGGUCUAUGAGCAGCCUUCGGGGGACGAGACGGGAGGUUUACCUCCUGCUUUGAUGUUUCAAAGCUUUCCCGAGUAGGUUACCAAGUAACGAUUUGGCUCGAUCUUCGGUAUUGACUUUAUUAGGUCUGCGGAUAUAUCUGUGACCACCUCUUCAACUACUACAAACACUACGACUAUUGAAGUUGUUGGUUCUAACCCUCCAGACUUUGCUCCUCCUCCAGAUGCAGUAGUUCUAUCCGAGAGCUCCCAGCACGACGCAUCUCGACCUCACUACCGGAUCGUCUAUGAGACGACCACAAAGAAAUCGAGUAGUAAGCGGAUGAAGCGGGAGGAAGGGGCAUUUGUUGAGACCCCCUCGGAAGAGCAGGGUAGGAUUUUGGGUGAAAUCGACGCACCUCCACCUCCACCCCCAAAGGAGAAGGUCGAAGAGAAGAAGCGAGUGACGAAGAGUUCAGAUGGAUCGCAACCCCACGGAAGGUCUGGGUCUGCUGGAUUUUUGGAUGUCCCAAUCGAAGCUAAUCAGCGAAAAAGGAUUACUGCAUUGAGUAAUUCGCCUGGUGGUCCUAAAAGGGGCAAGGAAAAGAGCAAGGAUAAAGAGGGGCGCCGGAGUUCUAAGAGACCUGUUGCUCCUCAGGGAAAGGAAAAGAAGAAAAAGCAUUUCACCCCUCAGUCACUCCUUCCUCUUGGAAAAUCGAAGGAGCCCUCGGGGGAUAGGAACUUAUUACUAAGAGCUGACUCCCCAGAACUUCGUUUUAUUGAAAGUCAUGCACGAUCUUCAAGAGGCGGGAUAUUUCGCCGGGAAUCCUCGGUAUCAACGUCGACCGGCACUUCAAGUGUUCAGCAGCGGGAUUCUUUGGUGGGGAGGGCAUCCACAUCCCCACAUCUCGGCCAAGCGGAUAAUCACAUGUCACCAGGCCACUCCCGGAACGGGUCCCACACACCAUCGAUAUACACAAUUCAUACGUCGCACUCCCAAACCUCGUUACUCUUGGAAUCCUCUACCCCGCUCGUAUUCCCUUCGGGCCAUCUAAUAGAGAACCUCUCUAAAUAUAUGCGGUUUGCCUCGGCGUCGUAUGGUCAGAAAUUCUUGCGCUUAUUUGGUAUUGGAGAUGCCCCAGCGGCAUUCCCUGCUACUGCCAGCCAUCACGCGGAACACCACUCGUUCUCAUAUCAUACGAGUUUACCAGUGGACACUAUUCUCCUCUCGUCGUUUACGGAUCCAGGCGGUGGAUAUGAUACGGAUGGUGAGGUGAAUACGGGAAUUCCACUUGUUCACUUUGUUGCAGUAGAUCAUGGGGCACAGGCGAUCGUAGUGACCUGCAGAGGAACACUUGGACUUGAGGAUGUGUUGACGGAUUUAACCUGCGAAUACGCGGACUUGUGGCUUCGGGGAACCAAAUAUCGGGCCCACAAAGGAAUGUUGAACAGUGCACUGCUCCUGAUUAAGAAGGACUCUCGACUCUUAAACACUAUCAAAUCAUCCCUUGAGAAGUUUCCUGGUUACGGCCUUGUACUAUGCGGACACUCGCUCGGAGGCGGUGUUGCUGCGAUUCUCGCGAUUCUCCUAUCUGCCCCUUCAGGGUCUUCCCCGGGGCCUUACACCACUACUAACGCAUACAUCCAGCUAUUACAUUCCUCUAGUCUACGGAUCCCGGAAGGGCGCCAAAUCCACUGCUACGCCUAUGGGCCUCCAGCUUGUAUUUCCGAGCCAUUGCGUCGGCGCACCUGUUCACUGAUCACAUCUGUCGUCAAUGGCAAUGACUGUAUUCCCACUCUCUCCUUUGGUAUAAUCAGAGACUUCUGGACCGUCGCCGUCGCAUUCAAAACCGAUACUCAGGGCACAAAAGCGGAGAUCAGAAGCCGCAUCCUCCAGGGCCUAACAAGCGGUAAUGUCUCUGGCAUAGUGGGCGACGGAGACGACUGGGCUUGGAGCGUGGUCAAAACCUGUCGAGCGGGUAUGUUAUCCGAAAAGUUGGCGCCCCCGGGGAAAGUCUAUAAAGUUCAGGGGGAGAGGGUCUUCGUCAAGAAUGAAGGAGCCGGGGGAAACGGUGGGAUGAAGAGUAAGUGGAGGGUUAGGGGAUGGAGGGUCAGGGACGUCGAGAGGUGGUUUGGCGAAGUGGGGUUUGGCGGGGGCAUGUUUGGAGACCAUAAUCCUGGGGAGUAUGAGCGCGUGUUGGAGUUAUUGACGAGGGGGUUGUGUGAUGAUUGAUUGGUGGGUUAGACUACUAAUGGAGGGGAUCGCGCAUGGGAUAUUUAGUGGAGUAUAUUGUGUGGCUUUGGUUGGGAGGUCUAGCAUGUCUGUUUUUGUAUCCUUGGAGCGUGCGCAUAAAUCAGGAGUUCUAAUAUAUGUCACGAUGUUAUGCAGAG